CGAAUCGGAUCCGAGUCCAAACAUAUCCUCUUCGGGUUUUCUGUCUCUCUCCUUUCUCUUCUCUUCAAACCCUAUCAUUUUCUCUGGACCCUCCGAUCGGACUCAAACACCCACCGCAACCACUACCCUCUCUCUCUCUCUAAGCUAAUUGCGGCUGAUGUGGUCUGUGAUCAUAGCCUGAUGUGGCUGCAAACAGCCGUAAUUGAGAUGAUUGAGAUUUGAGACUCUGCAACAUCCCGUGAGUGUUGGUAAUCUGAAGCCUAUGUGAUGGAAAUAUCAAAUGAUUCAGGUACUAAGAAAUCCAAAAGGCUGACAUCUGUCGUCUGGAAUCACUUUGAAAGGGUUAGAAAGGCUGACAUCUGCUAUGCUGUCUGUGUGCAUUGUAAAAAGAAACUUAGUGGAUCAAGUAACAGUGGAACUACUCAUUUGAGAAAUCACUUGAUGCGAUGUCUGAAAAGAUCAAACUUUGAUGUAUCUCAACUGCUUGCGGCAAAGAGAAGGAAGAAAGACAAUACCAUCAGCCUAGCAAACAUUAGUUUUGAUGAAGGUCAGAGGAAAGAAGAAUAUAUAAAGCCAACAAUCAUCAAGUUUGAACAGGAGCAUAAAAAAGAUGAAAUCAUUAACUUUGGAAGUAGUAAAUUUGAUCAGGAAAGGAGUCAACUUGAUCUUGCACGCAUGAUCAUAUUACAUGGAUACCCAUUGAGCUUGGUUGAACAAGUAGGAUUCAAGGUCUUUGUGAAGAACCUCCAGCCUCUCUUUGAAUUUCUUCCAAACAGUUCUGUAGAGAUUUCUUGUAUGGAAAUCUACAGGAGGGAGAAGGAGAAAGUAUUUGAUAUGAUAAACAGACUACAUGGUAGGAUUAAUCUGUCUAUCGAAAUGUGGUUGUCAACAGAAAAUUCCUCGUAUUUGUGUCUAUCUGCUCAUUAUAUUGAUGAGGAAUGGACAUUACAGAAGAAAAUCCUGAACUUUGUCACACUUGAUUCUUCUCAUACUGAAGACUUACUUCCAGAAGUGAUUAUCAAAUGUCUCAAUGAAUGGGAUAUUGACUGCAAGCUUUUUGCCUUGACACUUGAUGAUUGUUCCAUCGAUGAUGACAUCACUCUUAGAAUCAAGGAGCGAGUUUCUGAGAAAAGGCCUUUUUUAAGUACUCGACAAUUACUUGACAUACGCUCUGCAGCACAUCUCAUAAAUUCCAUUGCUCAAGAUGCCAUGGAUGCAUUACAUGAGGUGAUCCAAAAGAUUCGAGAGAGCAUAAGAUAUAUUAGAAGUUCGCAAGUAUUGCAAGGAAAAUUUAAUGAAAUUGCUCAACAUGCUAGGAUUAACACUCAGAAGCUCUUAUUUCUUGAUUUUCCAGUUCAGUGGAAGUCUACAUAUCUCAUGCUGGAAACUGCGCUAGAAUACCGCAGUGCUUUCUCUCUCUUCCAAGAACAUGAUCCCUCCUAUUCAUCAACUCUAACUGAUGAGGAGUGGGAAUGGGCUAGUUCUGUUACUGGAUACUUAAAACUUUUAGUUGAAAUUACCAAUGUAUUUUCAGGCAACAAAUUUCCUACAGCUAAUAUAUAUUUCCCUGAGAUUUGUGAUGUCCAUAUUCAAUUAAUUGACUGGUGCAGAAGUUCAGAUAAUUUUCUUAGUCCCAUGGCUUUGAAGAUGAAAGCCAAAUUUGACAAGUACUGGAACAAGUGUAGUUUGGCUUUAGCUGUAGCUGCAGUCCUAGAUCCCCGGUUCAAGAUGAAGUUGGUUGAGUACUACUACUCCCUAAUUUAUGGCAGCACUGCUCUGGAGCGUAUCAAGGAAGUUUCUGAUGGUAUCAAAGAGCUUUUUAAUGCGUAUUCCAUCUGUUCAACUAUGAUUGAUCAAGGCUCAGCCUUGCCUGGCAGCAGUUUACCUAGUACUAGUUGUAGUUCUAGAGAUAGGUUAAAAGGCUUUGACAGAUUCCUUCACGAGACAUCACAGAGUCAGUCUAUGACUUCAGACUUAGACAAGUAUUUAGAGGAACCAAUCUUUCCUCGUAAUUCGGAUUUUAACAUAUUGAACUGGUGGAAAGUCCACAUGCCAAGGUACCCAAUUUUGUCUAUGAUGGCACGUGAUGUUCUAGGUACUCCAAUGUCAACUCUGGCACCGGAAUUGGCAUUUAGCACUGGGGGCAGAGUGCUAGAUUCUUCUCGUAGUUCACUAAACUCAGAUACACGUGAGGCUUUAAUAUGCACUCAAGAUUGGCUCAGAAAUGAAUCUGGAGAUAUACUAAAUCCAUCCCCAAUCCACUCUGCUGUACCUCUUCUCAUCGAAUGAAGUUACUUUUUCAAGGUUGUAGUUCAAAAAUGGUGAAGAACAUGAUGCCUUCUAUCAUCAAACAACUAAGCCAUUUUAAAGGGUUGAGCCCUUGGAGGGUUGCGUGACACAGGUGGAUCUCUGGAACCAAAGGAUUGAGCCAUUUUAAAGGGCUGAGCGCUUUUGAAAUGGUGAGUCAUUUUAAAGGGUUGAGCCCUUUGGAGGCUGCGUGACAGGGGAGAAUCCUUAGAGGCAAAGCGCUGAGCACUUUGGGAGGUGCCUAGUGGUUGGGUGCUUUCCAAAUUAAUUAGACUUUGUUGUCUUCAUGAAAGUUGUAGCCUUGGAUGUUAGCUUUCCAAUGGCCUGGAAUCACCCAAAAAGGAGGUUUAGAACUCCAGUUAUGACCUUUUUAGUGAGCAAAGGUCAAGCUAUUGCUAUCUGUUAUGGUUUUUACAUUUUUUAACAAGGUAGAUGAUGGAAUUAAGACUUGAUGUUUUCAUGAGAAUUGUAUGAAAUCUUAUUGUCUUUCAUAUGAGAUAAGGAUGAGUUGGAUAA
Molecule: messenger RNA, 2823 nt
Organism: Cajanus cajan (pigeon pea)
Lineage: Eukaryota; Viridiplantae; Streptophyta; Magnoliopsida; Fabales; Fabaceae
Product: zinc finger BED domain-containing protein RICESLEEPER 1
Molecular function (GO): protein dimerization activity; DNA binding
Source: RefSeq, a predicted model, not a curated record